GUAAAUAUCCCGAGCAACAGUAUGUCUAAUAUUGUUACAGUAAGAUGUGGUCAUUGUUCCAAUCUUUUAUCAGCGGAUAUGAGGGGUAUGGUUCUAACUGACACUCAGCAAAAUAAUCAGGAAAUUCAGUACGACAUGAAAACUGAGGAUCUCCAUGUGCAUCUGGGGUCAGUUUCUGAAUGCAGUAGGGCAUCAGAAGUCAACACAUUUGGCGUUGGUCAACAAAGAAUUCUGCCAAAUCGCCCACCAGAAAAGAGGCAGAGAGUACCAUCAGCUUAUAACAAGUUCAUUAAGGAAGAGAUCCAAAGAAUCAAAGCAAGUAACCCUGACAUUAGCCACAGGGAAGCUUUCAGUGCCGCAGCUAAGAAUGUAAGUUAUAAGUUUUGUUAAGAAGUAGAAACACCAAGUAUCAACAACUAGCAUUAAUAUGCACGGCUACUUUAGAAUUUCUUUUAGCAUUCUGAGCCAUACAAAGCUUGAUUAUGUCUUUCUUCUGCAUUUCCUUCCGUUUUGAUGCCAUAUCUUAUUGAUCAAGCGGUUGAUAAUGAAAUAUGAGCCAUACUUCACAAAAAAAAAAUAAAAACAAAAAUAGAAAAUAUCAUAUAUCCAUCAACCACCAAGUUUAUUUCAAUCCUA
Messenger RNA from Phalaenopsis equestris, 636 nucleotides. RefSeq names its product protein YABBY 2-like. The annotation marks the transcript as partial. The transcript has 4 exons. Lineage: Eukaryota; Viridiplantae; Streptophyta; Magnoliopsida; Asparagales; Orchidaceae. Gene Ontology annotation, biological process: cell fate commitment; multicellular organism development. The record is from RefSeq and is a predicted model, not a curated record. Gene Ontology annotation, cellular component: nucleus.